CCCAGCCCACCAAGAACACGUGUAGCAACAGAACAAAGAAAUAGAUCCCGAAUGACAAUGUAAAUGACGCUGAGUGAAGAUGAAGCCGAUCAUUCGUCCUUACGAAAAAUCAGUCACACGAAAAGGGCAAAACUGAACCACUCACGAUCUAGAUCUGAAGAUGAAAAUCCGGCAAAUUAUGAUCAUAUAUAAACCGCAAGAAGUUGUAGUUCUUGUACGAUCGUCAUCAUGUGGAUCUACUACUUGUCAUCCUCGGUGCAGUCGGAACGGCCAAGAAGUUUGCACCACGAGUGAUCAUCUUCGCUAUAUAAUUUGUUUCAUAAGUUAAAUAGACUCUGUUCUUCGAUCAUUUUUGCACGAAAGCUGUGGACCUAUCGGUCAAACAAGCACACUACUCGGUAUAAAAAUUAGCAACUCAUGGUGAUGAAAUGAAGAUGAUGAGCGAGCAAGGAUAAAGUAAAGCGAU
Messenger RNA from Amoebophrya sp. A120, 466 nucleotides. NCBI's taxonomy places the organism in Eukaryota, Dinophyceae, Syndiniales, Amoebophryaceae. The record is from the annotation of a GenBank genome assembly.